Phyllostomus hastatus (greater spear-nosed bat) is the source of this 2471-nucleotide messenger RNA. RefSeq names its product phosphoribosyl pyrophosphate synthetase associated protein 1 (gene PRPSAP1). Gene Ontology annotation, cellular component: ribose phosphate diphosphokinase complex; cytoplasm. Gene Ontology annotation, biological process: purine nucleotide biosynthetic process; 5-phosphoribose 1-diphosphate biosynthetic process. The record is from RefSeq and is a predicted model, not a curated record. Gene Ontology annotation, molecular function: ribose phosphate diphosphokinase activity; magnesium ion binding. Lineage: Eukaryota; Metazoa; Chordata; Mammalia; Chiroptera; Phyllostomidae. The transcript is spliced from 10 exons. Bases 246 to 1403 code for a protein of 385 amino acids.
GGGGACCUCGUCACAGGCUCUGUGGAGGCUACGGCGGCGGUUGCAGCGAACUCUGGUUCCGCCUCAGUUCGCUGUAGCUUUUGGCACCAGGAGGGCGAGGGUUCCGGACCUCUCUUCUUCGGGGCAGAGCCUCUCGGCGCCUUCCCCGAGAAGCCGGACCCCUUGGCCUCGCGGGCGCCUCAGUCGGAACCACUCCCGGCUGCAGCCCCUCGCGGGCCGGCGGUAACCGCGCCUCGGGCCGGACGAUGCCCAAGAAGCUGUUGCUGCUGCCCCCGCUGUCCGUGUCCUCCGCCUUCCGCGCCCCGCGAGCCAGCCCCGCCGCACGCCAGGCCAUGAACGCCGCCCGCACCGGCUACCGAGUGUUCUCGGCCAACUCCACGGCCGCUUGUACCGAGCUGGCCAAGCGCAUCACCGAGCGUCUUGGUGCUGAGUUGGGGAAGUCUGUGGUAUAUCAAGAGACCAAUGGAGAAACAAGAGUUGAAAUAAAAGAAUCUGUUCGUGGCCAAGAUAUUUUCAUUAUACAGACCAUACCCAGAGACGUGAACACGGCGGUGAUGGAGUUGCUGAUCAUGGCCUACGCGCUGAAGACGGCCUGUGCCAGGAACAUCAUCGGCGUCAUCCCCUACUUCCCCUACAGCAAGCAGAGCAAGAUGCGGAAGCGGGGCUCCAUCGUGUGCAAGCUGCUGGCGUCCAUGCUGGCCAAAGCGGGUUUAACUCACAUUAUCACUAUGGAUCUCCAUCAAAAGGAAAUUCAAGGCUUUUUCAGCUUUCCUGUGGACAACCUCAGAGCCUCCCCUUUCCUGCUUCAGUAUAUCCAGGAAGAAAUCCCAAACUACAGAAACGCAGUCAUUGUGGCUAAGUCUCCUGAUGCUGCAAAAAGGGCCCAGUCGUACGCCGAGCGGCUCCGCCUGGGCUUGGCCGUCAUCCACGGGGAGGCUCAGUGUGCGGAGCUGGACAUGGACGACGGCCGCCACUCGCCCCCGAUGGUCAAAAACGCCACUGUGCACCCCGGCCUGGAGCUGCCACUGAUGAUGGCCAAGGAGAAGCCGCCCAUCACGGUGGUCGGGGACGUCGGCGGGAGCAUCGCGAUCAUAGUGGACGACAUCAUCGACGACGUGGAGAGUUUCGUGGCCGCCGCGGAGAUCCUGAAGGAGAGGGGCGCUUACAAGAUCUACGUCAUGGCCACUCACGGCAUCCUGUCUGCAGAGGCCCCCCGCCUCAUCGAGGAGUCCUCCAUCGACGAGGUGGUGGUGACCAACACCGUCCCCCACGAGGUGCAGAAGCUGCAGUGCCCCAAGAUAAAGACGGUGGACAUCAGCCUGAUUCUCUCUGAGGCGAUCCGCAGAAUCCACAACGGGGAGUCCAUGGCGUACCUCUUCCGGAACAUCACCGUGGACGACUAGCUCCGCGGUGGCCCUGGCCCCGGAGCUGCGGCGGAGACCGGGCCUCCGGCCGUGCGCACCAGCACGGGGUCACUCGGGCUCUCGCGUGCGUCUGGCGCGCAGGAGGCGUGCAGGUGGUCACGAGGGAGACCCGGCUAAUGGAUCACUGGCCUUAACCGUGUGCCCUUGUCGUUCUGCCCCUUAGGGAGCGGUCACAGGCACCCUCCUGAACAGAGUCUGAAAGUCUUUCAGUGUCGGAGAGGAGUUCACUGCAGACCAAGUUCUAACUCUGUAAUGUCCUUCCGGUGGGCUCGGCCUCAGGGAGGUGCGCGGGGGGCUGGCCUUGCCCAGGGAUGCAGAGCGCCCUGGCACCACCUCCAUUCCAGCCGUCCUCCCUGCAGCCGCGCUCACGCGGACUUUCCUGGGGAUGGCAUGGUCCCUGAGGGACUGCUGCGCCUGCAGCCCUGGGGCCGAGGGCGUUCGUGGUGUCACCCCCCCCCCCCCCCGCAGGGGCGCCAGGUCAGAGGAGGGCCCCCUCUCUGGGCGUCUGCAGGGCUCUUCAGUGCAAGUAAAAGAAUCUGUUGCCAUGCUCGCCUCUUCACACCACUGCGCAGACGCCACUGUCGUGCCCCCUGGUGGCUGACCCGGUCCCAACUCUGCCGGGGGUGCGGGCUGCACAGCGAAGGAUGGCGGGGUGCCUGGCUGGCCCCGGUCCCUGAACACGUCUCCCUCUGCAGGGCCUACCCCUUUCUAAGCAUUGACGUUGAAUAAUAUAGUUAGGAUCUAAGUUUGCAGAAAAAAAAACAAAAAAAAAGAACUAAUUGUGCCUCUUUCAAUUGUAGGCGACACUUGUGUCUGUUGCACUGCCGAGGACUGCACUCGGCCCUCCUGCCCCCCGUUUAGGGUUAUAGAAUCAGACUUCUUUCUUACACCCCAGUCAUCAGGUACAAACUUUCUGUGCCUUCGAGGCAAAUCCAGGUCGCGGCUGAAUGUCGUCCGAGGAGGAGGGACGUCUGCCGUGCAGUGGCCUGGAGUUGCUUACGGGUUCUGCUGGUUCCUGAGAAAUAAUAAAGGACAGUUCGCACACUG